GAAUGCAGAGAUUCAGCGAUCUCCCCCUCCAGUGUCCAUUGAGCGGAUGCAUUGAUCACCCCCCUAUCGCCAGUGCCAUGAGCCCCCCAGGUGCCCCCUCAUCGUGUGACCUGUCCCCCCUCAGGGCGGAUCCCCGGUGAUGGUGCAGAAAUCCCGCAAUGGGGGGGUCUACCCCGGCCCCCCCGGGGAGAAGAAGGUGGGCUUCGUGGGGCUGGACCCGGGGGCCCCGGAAUGUAGCCGGGACGGGGCUCUUCUCAUUGACGGCUCCGACCACACCAGCAAGAGGAGCGGAAUCCUCAGCAAGCCCCGAUCCACCGUGUCCGGUACCGGCAAACCUCCCAAACGGAACGCCUUCUACCGCAAGCUGCAGAAUUUCCUCUACAAUGUGCUGGAGAGACCCCGAGGGUGGACCUUCAUCUACCAUGCCUAUGUGUUCCUUCUUGUCUUCUCCUGUCUCGUCCUCUCUGUGUUCUCAACGAUUAAAGAGUAUGAAGAGAAAUCGGAAGGAGCCCUUUAUAUACUGGAAAUUGUCACCAUCGUGGUCUUCGGCGUGGAAUACUUUGUCCGGAUCUGGGCCGCCGGUUGCUGCUGCCGCUACCGGGGGUGGAGGGGGAGGUUGAAAUUUGCCCGUAAACCGUUCUGCGUUAUUGAUAUCUUGGUGUUGAUCGCCUCCAUAGCAGUCCUGUCGGCGGGUUCCCAGGGGAAUGUGUUUGCCACCUCGGCCCUAAGGAGUCUGAGGUUCCUACAGAUCCUGCGUAUGAUUCGUAUGGACCGGAGAGGAGGGACGUGGAAGCUGCUGGGAUCUGUAGUGUAUGCGCACAGCAAGGAACUGAUCACAGCCUGGUACAUCGGCUUCCUCUGCCUCAUCCUGGCAUCAUUCCUGGUCUACCUGGCAGAGAAGGAGGAGAACAGCGAAAUGUUUGACACCUACGCAGAUGCCCUGUGGUGGGGCCUGAUCACAUUGACCACCAUUGGCUAUGGAGACAAGUACCCAACGACCUGGAACGGCCGGCUGCUUGCGGCCACCUUCACGCUGAUCGGCGUCUCCUUUUUUGCUCUGCCGGCCGGCAUUUUGGGCUCCGGAUUUGCUUUGAAAGUCCAAGAACAGCACCGACAGAAGCACUUUGAGAAGAGGCGGAACCCGGCAGCUGGCCUGAUUCAGGCCUCGUGGAGAUUUUACGCCACUAAUCUGGCGCGCAUGGACCUGCACUCUACCUGGCACUACUACGAGCGCAGUGUGGCUGUGCCCAUGUACAGGUUGAUCCCACCACUGAACCAACUGGAUCUUCUUCGGAACCUGAAGAGCAAAUCUGGACUAACAUUCAGGAAGGAGCAACAGGCCGAGCCUCCUCCCAGUCAAAAAGUUAGCUUGAAGGAACGGGUCUUCUCCAGCCCCAGAGGUGUCGCCACGAAAGGCAAAGGCUCCCCGCAGGCCCAAGGAGUGCGUAGAUCCCCCAGUGCUGACCAAAGCAUGGAGGAAAGUCCCAGUAAGGUGCCCAAGAGCUGGAGCUUUGGAGAUCGGGGAAGGACACGCCAGGCCUUCCGCAUCAAGGGAUCGGCAUCACGGCAAAACUCUGAAGAAGCCAGUCUCCCUGGGGAGGAAAUUCCUGAAGAUAACAGAAGCUGUAAUUGUGAGUUCCUGUCUGAAGAGUGGACCCCUGGUCUGAAGGGAUCUAUUCGAGCCGUAUGUGUCAUGCGGUUCCUGGUGUCCAAGCGGAAGUUUAAGGAGAGCCUGCGACCAUAUGACGUCAUGGAUGUGAUAGAACAGUACUCAGCUGGACAUCUGGACAUGCUUUCCCGUAUCAAAAAUCUCCAGUCCAGGAUAGAUUUGAUUGUGGGUGCCCCACCCCCUUCUACACCCCGGCACAAGAAGUACCCUACCAAAGGAUCAGUGCUCUCUACCAAAGAAUCUCCCCAAUAUUCUCCUAGAGUGGACCAGAUUGUUGGAAGAGGAGGUUCCAUCAAUGAAAAGGACAGGGCCAAGGCUGGAACCGAACUAGAAAUGCCUGAGGACCCUAGCAUGAUGGGCCGUUUGGGCAAAGUGGAGAAGCAGGUGCUUUCCAUGGAAAAGAAGUUGGAUUUUCUGGUAAACAUCUACAUGCAGAGGAUGGGUAUUCCCCCUUCAGAAACAGAGGCUUACUUUGGAGCCAAGGACCGUGAGCCAGCUCCUCCAUACCACAGCCCAGAAGACAGCCGGGAUCCUGUAGAUAAGAACAGCUGUAUCACCAAGAUUAUUCGCUCCACAAGCUCAGUGGGCCAAAAAAACUUUAGUGCUCCACCUGCCCAGGGAAUGUCAACCCCCUACUGCCCGCCAUCCACCUCGUGGCAGCAACAACAGCCAUACCACCGACACAGUCAUGGUUCAUCUCCAGUUGGUGAUCCAAACUCCAUGGUGAGGAUUCCUCCACCCCCAUCACAUGAGCGUUCAGCCUCUGCUUAUGGAGGGAGCAGACCGGGAGCUGGUGAAGAAGGAUCUGCCAAACACCGAGACAACGCAGCCCUGAGAGAUAGCGAUACCUCUAUAUCUAUCCCAUCCGUGGACCAUGAAGAGUUGGAGCGUUCUUUCAGUGGUUUCAGCAUCUCCCAGUCCAAGGAGAACCUGGAGGCUUUGAACAAUGGGGCAGUGGCGGGUCCCGGCCCCGUCAGCAAGGUCCGCCCUUACAUUGCUGAGGGAGAGUCUGACACAGACUCUGACCUCUGUACCCCUUGUGGUCCGCCUCCUAGGUCAGCCACUGGGGAAGGGCCUUAUGGUGACAUGGGAUGGCCAACCGGGAAAUAGACUAAUGCCUGCAAUUCUUUGGGACUUCUGUAGAUACCGGCAAUGAGCCAUCAAUGUAAUGCGCCCAGAACAAGGGCCUCUUCAUCUACUUCCUCUUCCAAAGGUGCAACCACAUCCAGGGAUUUGGUAGCAAAUAUGUGAAAGAUCUUUUUGUGGCU
This is a messenger RNA of Nanorana parkeri, 2937 nucleotides long. RefSeq names its product potassium voltage-gated channel subfamily Q member 2 (gene KCNQ2). Gene Ontology annotation, cellular component: membrane. The record is from RefSeq and is a predicted model, not a curated record. The coding region runs from base 140 to 2779 and encodes 879 amino acids. NCBI's taxonomy places the organism in Eukaryota, Metazoa, Chordata, Amphibia, Anura, Dicroglossidae. The transcript has 16 exons. Gene Ontology annotation, molecular function: voltage-gated potassium channel activity. Gene Ontology annotation, biological process: transmembrane transport; potassium ion transport.